AUGGAACGUCAACAAACGGAACCAAUCCCAGUGAAGAAAGUUACUGUUAAGGACUUAUCACAAAUACCAUCUAACCACGGUACAACUCCAGGUGGAACCUUGUUCAGUACUACUCCGGGUGGCACUCGUAUAAUAUAUGAACGCGAUUUUAUUCUCAACUGUCGCAACUCACCACUUGCUCGAACCCCACCAUCUGACAUGAUAUUCUUACCAGAAAUAACUCCUUCCAGCUUAAAUGAUGACAAGACAGUCCAUCCGUGUAAUGGUCACAAGGUGAAAGAUUCUCUAAAUGUGCCUGAAUCAACAUCAAAUGAUCAUAGCAGACUCAGCAAAGGCGAAGAAGCACCAUUUGAAAUGGAUAUUUGA
Molecule: messenger RNA, 366 nt
Organism: Schistosoma mattheei
Lineage: Eukaryota; Metazoa; Platyhelminthes; Trematoda; Strigeidida; Schistosomatidae
Source: the annotation of a GenBank genome assembly